CUCCAAGCAAGGAAGAGUCAAAACCUAUUCCCGUUCCGAACAAGAACCAGCUGGAGCCUAUUUAACUACUCCUUCUCCUUUCUUGCCGAAUUUAGCCGCAGGCUGCUCUUCGUAAUCCCUGUCCAGAACCAAUUCAUUCCUUAAUACUAUUAUUGUACUCCUCAAUUCCAGGCUUUUCUCCAAUGGCUGGAUCAAUCUGUGGCGUUAAGAGGGUGUGGGAAAAUCCCAAUUUUUCCGCUGCUGAUUUCUCUGAUCCGUGUAAGCACAAGAUGCAGAAGGUAUCAUCUGCAAGGUGCGAUUUUUCUGAGGAUCCCAAUCUUGUUAGUCUGGGUGAGAGCGAGUAUGAAGAAGUUUCUGGGAAAUCUGCUGUGGGAUCUGAUGAUGAUGAUGAUGGGUAUUCUAAAAAUCAAUUUGUUGGUGAAUUUGUUCUUGCGGAUCCAAAUCUUGGCAAAGAAGUUGAUGGGAUUUGGGAAGAGUCGGAUGAAGAAGAAAAGAGGGACUGUGAACCUUCAGAAGAGGCUAUAGUGAUAUCUUGUGAGGAUGAUGGCGAUGAUGAUGGGUAUUCUGAUCCAAAUGUUCGUAAAGAGGUUGAUGGAAUUUGGGAAGAGUCUGAUGAAGAAGAGAGGGACUGUGAACCUUCAGAAGAAGCAAUAGUGAUAUCUUGUGGUGAUGAUGGCGAUGAUGAUGGGUAUUCUAGAGAUCAAUUUGUUGGUAAAUAUGUUCUUGCUGAUCCAAAUCUUCAUAAGGAGGUUGAUGGAAUUUGGGAAGAGUCGGAUGGAGAAGAAGAGAGGGACUGUGAACUUUCAGAAGAAGCUAUUGCCAUAUCUUGUGAUGAUGAUGGGUAUUCUAGAGAUCAACUUGUUGGUAAAUUUGUUCUUGCUGAUUCAAAUCUUGGUAAACAAGUUGAUGGUAUUUGGGAAGAGUCAGAUGAAGAAGAAGAGAGUGACUAUGACCAUUCAGAAGAAGCUGUAGCGAUAUCUUAUGAUGAUGAUGGUGAUGAAUAUUCUACAGCAAAACAAGAAUUGUGGGGAACAGAGUCUUGUGGUGAUGAUGUUGUGUACUCUACAGCAAAUAUCUUGGCUGACAUUGUUGCUUCCAAACCCAAGGGACAAAUUUACGCAAAGCGCGAUUUUCCUGAUGGCUGUCGCCAAUCUGCUGCCAUUAAUCCUACAGUGGACUCGGACGACAACAAUGAGUAUCAUGAAGAAGAAGAAGAAGAAAUUGAGCAGGGGAUUAAUUGUGAUGAUUAUGAUGCUGUGUAUUCUACGGCUAAUCUCUUGGGUGACAUUGUUUCUGCCAAAUCCAAGAGACGUAUUUACGCAAAGCGCAAUUUUCCUGAUGGCUCUCACCAAUCUGCUACCAUUAAACCAACAUUGGACUUGGAUGACGACGAUGAAUACUAUGAAGAAUUGGAGUCUCAAGAAGAAGAAUCUGAAGAAGAAAUGGAGCAGGAAAUUGGUUUUGAUGAUGAUGAUGACGAUGCCGCUAAUCUCUUGGGUGACAUUGUUGCUGCCAAACCCAAGGGACGGAUUUACGCAAAGCGCAAUUUUCCAGAUGGCUGUCACCGAUCUGCUACCAUUAAACCUACAUUGGACUUGGAUGACGAUGAUGAAUAUUAUGAAGAAGAAGAAGAAGAAUCUGAAGAAGAAGAAUAUAAAGAAGAAAUUGAGCAGGGAAUUGGUCAAGAAGAAGAAUAUAAACCCAGAGGACGAAUUUACGCAAAGCGUGAUUUUCCUGAUGGCUGUCACCAAUCUGCUGCCAUUAAACCUGUUCUGGGCUCAGACGACAACGAUGAAUAUUAUAUGAAGAAAGAAGAAUUGGAGUGUCAAGAAGAAGAAUCUAAAGAAGAUUUUCCAGAGGGAUGUUAUCCAAUGUCCCAAAGCCAAUCUCUUACUAGUACUAUUUAAACAUUAUUACUAGUAGUUUUGUGUGGUUUGUUCUCAUUCACAAUUUGAUUUGAUUCUUUUCUUAAUGUUUUAGCGAGCUAUUGAUUCUUGUCUUGUACUGAAAAUUGAUACCAAUGUACUCAGAAUUGAUAAUAAUGUAUUGAAAGUUUA
Messenger RNA from Cuscuta campestris, 2057 nucleotides. NCBI's taxonomy places the organism in Eukaryota, Viridiplantae, Streptophyta, Magnoliopsida, Solanales, Convolvulaceae. The record is from the annotation of a GenBank genome assembly.